This is a messenger RNA of Nannospalax galili (Upper Galilee mountains blind mole rat), 640 nucleotides long. RefSeq names its product mitochondrial ribosomal protein L51 (gene Mrpl51). The record is from RefSeq and is a predicted model, not a curated record. The coding region runs from base 128 to 514 and encodes 128 amino acids. Gene Ontology annotation, molecular function: structural constituent of ribosome. Gene Ontology annotation, cellular component: mitochondrial large ribosomal subunit. The transcript has 3 exons. Gene Ontology annotation, biological process: translation. NCBI's taxonomy places the organism in Eukaryota, Metazoa, Chordata, Mammalia, Rodentia, Spalacidae.
CCCAAGAUGGCUGCUCCUAUGUCUUAGGUCCGGUGUAAGGUCGGCAGGAUCCGUCUCCUUUGUCUUUUCUUUGAAGGCCACGCCUGUGCCCCAUUUUUUCUGCUGUUGAGGGGGACAUAUCUGAGUAAUGGCAGGGGGUCUCCCUUGGGCGGCAAGUAGGAGUCUACGGGGUUGGCUGCCCUUGGCCUGCAGAAGUUUCUCUCUGAGUGUCCCAGAACUGGCCCGUAUAAGGCUUACUCUCCCACCCCCAAGAGUAGUUGAUCGCUGGACCGAGAAGAGGGCUCUGUUUGGAGUAUAUGACAACAUCGGGAUCCUGGGAAACUUUGAAAAGCACCCCAAAGAUCUGAUCAAGGGCCCGGUAUGGCUUCGAGGCUGGAAAGGGAAUGAGUUGCAACGCUGUAUUCGAAAGAAGAAAAUGGUUGGAAAUAGAAUGUUUGCUGAGGACCUCCACAAUCUUAACAAACGGAUCAGCUAUCUGUACAAGCACUUUAACCGGCAUGGGAAGUACCGAUAGAACAGAAAGCUGUGGGCUGUGGAAGAGACACAUUUGUCACCCUAGAGGAGGGGAACAGGAUUUACCUCUAUGAGGAAAGGGUUUUGUAUGUUCUCUGUAAUAAAAUGGGCCUUCUUUGGAAUCUGA